AUGCACAGCAACUCGCCGUUCGUCACCGACAGGAGAUAUUGGGGGCACGAGGUGCCGUGUGCAACGAAAGCGCCUGCGCUUGCUCCUACACCGAGUCCACAUAAUUUCCUACUUGCGUACGCACGAACCAUCGAUGUCUGUAACUACCACUCGGGAAACUCGGGAGACUGUUUGUACCACGUCUGGGGUAAAUGCAGAGGUCUCACUGUGCCACUGAAGCGUAACAUGAAGAAGGCGGUAGGGUACCGAUCAUGCAAGGCACAAACACCUGCCUCACAUUCUUCGUCGGCGAGGAGACAGCCGCAGCAUGCUAUAGCUGCCGUAAUAAAUUCAUUUUUCACCGCCAUAUACAACACAGGGAUAGGAUACGGUCGAAGUAAAAUGGUUCUCCGUUGGAAAAAGAGAGACCCCGCUACAAUCCGCAAGGCUGUGAAACACGAGUCAAAUGUGAAGAAUGAGGAAUCACAGAACACAAUACCCAUCGCACAGCCAAGCCCUCGCAUGUCGCGCACCAAUUUCGCUACCAUCCUCGACCACCAAUGGUCCAUUGAUUUAGCCACUCAGACCAUCACUGUCGCCACAGACGAUGUACACAUGCACGACGAUGACAGCGACUACAUCGAGCUCGCAGCCGAGUUGUCAGCCGUCACUCUCGACGGUGCCACCAUCACGCCACAUUGUGACACACCCGAUUCUGUGGGCCCACUCACCCCUGCUCCGUGGACGUCCCCAUGGGGCGCGCAAUGUGCCUCCCCGAGAUCUGACAAACACUCUGUGGCAUACUCCGCAGAGUCCAGUACGCCAGGGUCUGAGAGGCCUGACACUCCGAUGGAGUGGACCACGCUAUGGGACGCGUCUUGCGUCUCCCCGGAAUUCGGCAAAGAGUCUGUGGCGCACAUAGGAUUGCCACAUGACUUCUACGUUUCGGACACGAUUCUGAACUCGGUGUGGCCGCUGACACAUGGAAUGCUUGGACAACGACGGGAGCCCAUGGGGUCUGGGAGUGACAGCGUAAUCAAGGGACUUGCACGCACAGGGUAUCUGAGGCGCGCGACGAUGAACACGACAACGACAACUCGAAUGGAAGGCACCGACGUGGACGACAUCUUUGAAUACAAGACACGGACCACGUCGACACAAGCAUAG
Molecule: messenger RNA, 1146 nt
Organism: Postia placenta MAD-698-R-SB12
Lineage: Eukaryota; Fungi; Basidiomycota; Agaricomycetes; Polyporales; Adustoporiaceae
Exons: 8
Coding region: 1-1146 (381 amino acids)
Source: RefSeq, a predicted model, not a curated record